AUGCCUGCUGUAGGAAGACCAGUGUAUAUCCUUGGGGUUGGCAUGACCAAAUUUGCCAAACCCCAAGCGAAGAAUGACUAUGUGGACAUGGGCUUCGAGGCCGGGAUCAAGGCCCUGCUUGAUGCCCAUAUAACAUACGACGACGUUGAGCAAGGCGUAGCAUCAUAUUGCUACGGUGACAGCACAUGCGGGCAGCGAGUCUUUUAUCAAUUUGGCAUGACUCAAAUCCCGAUAUAUAAUGUCAACAAUAACUGUGCGUCUGGAUCAACAGCUAUGGUCAUGGCUCGCGACGCGGUCCGAUACGGUGCUGCUGAUUGUGUGUUGGCGGUUGGAUUCGAGAAGAUGGCCGCUGGAAGUCUAGGGUCAAAGUUCAACGAUCGGACAGACCCGCUUGACAGGGCUGCCGCGAUGUCAAGAGCUCUGAGCCCUGCAAAUUCGACUGCACCUUUCGCUGCUCAGCUUUUUGGGAAUGCGGCCGAUGAAUAUAUAAACAAGUUUGGCGCAUCUCCGAAGGAUUUUGCUGAGAUUGCUAGAGUCAAUCAUGAGCACUCUCAACGCAAUCCUUACGCACAAUUCCGGACUGAGUAUUCGGAAGAACAGGUUCUCGGGUCACCCAAUAUCUUUGGUGUUUUGACAAAACUGCAGUGCUGUCCCACAAGUGACGGGGCGGCAGCAGCAGUAGUUGUCUCUCAGUCCUUCCUCGAUGCUCGACCGCAUUUGAAACCCCAAGCAGUGGAAAUCACAGGUCAGUCACUGGCCACCGACAGCCCUGCAUUAUACGGAAAUUCUGCUCUGAGUCUGGUUGGUUAUGAGCUGGUUCGGCACACUGCGAAGCAAGCUUUUAGCCAAGCGCGAACGAAUGCACGAGAAGUAAAGGUCGUUGAACUGCAUGAUUGUUUCUCAACAAACGAAAUGCUUGUGAUUGAUUCCUUGGGCCUUAGUCCGCGUGGCAAGGCACACGAGUACGUGCGUGAUGGCUCCAUCACGUACGGCACUGGGCAUGCUCUCGUGAAUCCGUCUGGAGGUCUCAUAUCCAAAGGUCACCCACUCGGCGCGACAGGUAUAGCACAGUGUGCUGAGCUUGUUUGGCACUUAAGAGGCUGGGCAAAUAACCGACUAGUUAAUGUUCCGGCAGGGAAGGUGGCAUUGCAGCAGAAUGCUGGACUUGGAGGUGCAUGUGUUGUCACUAUUCUGCGUCGUGCGGAUGGCCAAGGGAACGAGAAGGUCACAGAUGCAGAGGUCGGGAAGCUGACAGGAUUAGGCUAUAAUCCAGCUGUUGAGGCACGUGGAUUCACAGUCAAGCAGGCGGACAGUGUUCGUUCUCGUAGCCGGCAUGACUGGGCACUGGGGAAGGGCAAGGGAUAUGGACAGGCUCGAGUUUAG
Molecule: messenger RNA, 1383 nt
Organism: Exophiala aquamarina CBS 119918
Lineage: Eukaryota; Fungi; Ascomycota; Eurotiomycetes; Chaetothyriales; Herpotrichiellaceae
Product: sterol carrier protein 2
Exons: 1
Coding region: 1-1383 (460 amino acids)
Molecular function (GO): acyltransferase activity, transferring groups other than amino-acyl groups
Source: RefSeq, a predicted model, not a curated record